AUGGAUUUGCCCGAGCUAGUAGCGAUUGGGAAGGAAUUAGGCCUUCAGGGUGCCGCGUUGAAAGAAUGGGUUGAGAAGGAACAGAGAGAAAGGCGAGCGCAAGAAAGAGAACUAUUGAAGGAACAGCUACAUGCGAGAGAGCAAGAACAAAUUCGAGAAACUGAAGCAGCGAAAGCUAGGGCAGAAGAAGUAAAACUUAAGAUUAGACUGCAAGAGCUACAGAACCAGGGUGCAACUGGAUCAACGCAGAGCGCUACGCGCGACGUAAGCAGCACGCUGCCCAUAAGUCCUCAUAGGUGGCUUGCGCCAUUUGAUGAAAAGAAAGAUGAUCUCGAUGCCUACUUGCUGCGUUUCGAACGACUGGCGACGGGUCAACGGUGGGCAAAAGAACAAUGGGCUACAGCGCUCAGCGUGUGCCUAAGCGGAGAUGCUUUAGGUGUGUUUGCCAGGCUGACCCCAGAAGAUUCCGCCGAUUAUGAUAAAGUGAAGCUCGCGCUCCUUCAGCGGUUCCGACUCACAGCGGAGGGGUUCAGAGAGAAAUUCCGAAGCGGGAAGCCUAUGGAGGGAGAAACAGGCACGCAGUUUGCAGCACGACUGAGUAACCUCUUCGACCGCUGGGUAGACCUCUCCGAAACGAAGCAUGACUACGUGAACCUACGAAAUUUGCUCCUGACCGAACAGUUCAUUAAGGGUUGCCAGCCUAAGCUUGCCGUGUUCCUGCGAGAACGAAAAACUGAAUCGCUGACCGAUUUAGCUAAACUAGCGGAUCGCUACUUGGAAGCCCAAUGUCAGAGCAGUCUUGGGAAAAACAAGAACGAAGAAGUGGAAGUAGUAGGAGAACCAAAACGAACGACAAACGUGAAGCAAGUACGGGACAGAGAAGAAAACCGUAACCCGAGACGAUGUUAUUUGUGUAACAAGAUAGGGCAUGUGGCCUCAGAAUGCAGAUCGCGACAAGGAAGACAAGUGGGUGUAACGUGCUACACGUGUGGUAAAGCAGGGCACACCGCAAGACAGUGUUGGGAAAAAGCACCGGCCAAGCCCCAGGCAUCGUGCAUUGUAGCCCCGAGGACGGAGAAACGUAACUCCGCAGACGACUGCAUCAGUGAAGGAUACAUCGAACUGAAAAAUGGAGUGAAGCUGCCAGUGGUGAACGCCUUCGUCUCGCCAAAAACUUUGCUCCAGGUCGAGGGUAUGCCAGUGGUAACGGGAAAAUUGGGAGAACAUCGCGUGACAGUGCUGCGCGACACGGGAAGCAAUACAGUUAUCGUCAGAAAGAUGCUCGUCAAGGAGGAAGACCUGACGGGAGAAGUAGGUCAAGUGUACUUGGUGGACGGGACUGUAAGAAACCUUCCAGAGGCGAGGAUAUCUGUGAAGACGCCGUUUUUCAGCGGGAUCCUGACGGCCAAGUGUAUGGAAAACCCCCUCUACGACGUGAUCCUAGGAAACGUGCCCGGAGCCCGAGAACCAAGCGACCCAGACCCCAAUUGGGAAUCAUGUGAAGCGACAGAUGCCGAGAGGCUGCAGACGCAACUCGUGAAGGAUGAAGAGACAGAGGAACUGAGUGCCGCAGUGGAGACGAGGAGACAGGCCAAGGAAAAGACUCAAGGGAGGAGAGAACGGGCAUCACUCCGAGUAGCGGAAAUACACGAAUGGCCAGCGCAGCCCGGAGAAAUUGCGAAGGAGCAGCAAGAGGAUGUCACUUUGAAGUGCUGUUUUGACCGAGUCGGACAGAGACUUCAAUGCCGCAAUGAAAACAACAGUUACGAGUUCGUCGUAAAGGAGGGUAUUUUGUGCCGGUUGUACCGAAUGGGAGCUGGAAAAGAAUUUCUGCAGAUGAUCGUGCCAAAGACGUUCAGAGAAGCAGUAUUGAAGCUGGCACAUGACGGCAUUAUGUCAGGGCAUCAGGGUGUGCAAAAGACUACGGACAGGGUCCUAACGGAAUUCUUCUGGCCAGGCGUACAAGCGGAUGUCAAGCGAUUUGUCAAAUCCUGCGACCAGUGUCAACGGACAACCCCAAAAGGAAAGGUGGCCAAGGUACCUCUCGGAAAGAUGCCAACGAUCGAGACGCCAUUCCAGCGCGUUGCCGUCGACAUCGUUGGACCAAUCUCGCCAGCCACCGCGAAGGGGAACCAAUACAUCCUCACGAUGGUCGAUUAUGCGACACGCUACCCGGAUGCCGUGGCCCUACCUAGCAUCACAACGGAAAGGGUAGCAGAAGGCCUUGUAGAAAUGUUCACCCGGACGGGGAUCCCGAGGGAAAUCUUGAGCGAUCGGGGACCCGCUUUUGUGUCGGAUGCCAUGCGGGAAGUGAGUCGCCUGCUGUCCCUGAAGCAGAGUUGUGCCUAA
Messenger RNA from Ornithodoros turicata, 2349 nucleotides. RefSeq lists its product as uncharacterized. Lineage: Eukaryota; Metazoa; Arthropoda; Arachnida; Ixodida; Argasidae. Gene Ontology annotation, molecular function: nucleic acid binding; zinc ion binding. The record is from RefSeq and is a predicted model, not a curated record. The transcript has a single exon. Bases 1 to 2349 code for a protein of 782 amino acids. Gene Ontology annotation, biological process: DNA integration.